AUGCCAGUAUUGAAUGUCAGUCGUCUGAGUAUCACGCUCAAGCUUCCGUUAGCUUUCUUCCAGUCAGUGGAGGGACUCUCAGGCAACUAUCCUACAUCCUCAGAAAUAGGUCCAGCAACGCAGCCAGCACGUCUUUGGCAAGAUUUGGGCUCCAUUCUCAGUCGUUUCGAAGCUCUCAAGAAGCUGGACUUGUGGCUCGAUCAUAAUGAGCCGCAAUUUUGGGUAGUGGUCAACGAGCGCUCGACCCUUGACCCUCUUCUCAUACAACUAAGUAGUCAUCCCAAUCUCGACGUCACCGUCAUGCUACCCAUGCUUCACCCGAAAUUUGAACAGAGCGAGCGACAUUACACCGAAGACAGCAUCUCGGGGAACAUUCGUAACCGCUUUAUACCUGAUCUUGCCAGUCUGAAUGCCUUCGCUCAGGGCUACGAGCGGCUUCAACACGAUAACGACCACCUCCGAGACGAGCUUGCUGAGCGCACCCGUACUCAUGAACAAGCUAUCACCCAACUUCGACAUGCAGCGGAGCAUCAGGUUGUCGGCCAUGCUGCUACACUCAAGGCGACAAACGAGGAGAUGCACAUACUGCGACGAGAGAAAGAGAGCCUGAAAGAAAGCAUCGAAAAUAUGGAGUUUCAGAUCACCCCAGUCAACGACGAGGUUACUAGGCUGAGAGCAGAGAAUGCGAGGCUUCGGCGUUGGGUGCAUAACAGCACCCUCGAGGUCAAACGCUUACAUGACAAGAUCAAAGAUUGCAACAAGAGCUUUGAGGGCUACAAAAAGCGAGUGAAGGCUUUGGUGAACGAAGAUUAA
This is a messenger RNA of Alternaria incomplexa, 813 nucleotides long. RefSeq lists its product as uncharacterized. Gene Ontology annotation, cellular component: synaptonemal complex. Gene Ontology annotation, biological process: synaptonemal complex assembly. The coding region runs from base 1 to 813 and encodes 270 amino acids. The record is from RefSeq and is a predicted model, not a curated record. NCBI's taxonomy places the organism in Eukaryota, Fungi, Ascomycota, Dothideomycetes, Pleosporales, Pleosporaceae. The transcript has 3 exons.